Molecule: messenger RNA, 714 nt
Organism: Penicillium daleae
Lineage: Eukaryota; Fungi; Ascomycota; Eurotiomycetes; Eurotiales; Aspergillaceae
Product: GIG1 family protein
Exons: 2
Coding region: 1-714 (237 amino acids)
Biological process (GO): N-acetylglucosamine metabolic process
Cellular component (GO): cytoplasm
Source: RefSeq, a predicted model, not a curated record
AUGUCGCAACCGCCAGCCUUCAACUUGACGCCGCUGGACCACCAGCUUCUGGCGAUGACCGACGAGGAAUUCAUCGCCCACAGCUGGGACGAUCUUCGCGAUAUCAUCGCGCGGAACGAUCUCGGCGCCCUCAAGCGCAGACCUUCCGAUUUACGCCGAUAUCUGGCCUGGUCAGCCGAAACCAAAGCCCAAUAUGGCUCCAUGAUGAACUAUAUCUGUCAAGAGCGGCUACACUGGCAUUUCCCCGGGGAUCCAGCCCCGGCAAAUGCCACUCCCAACGGAACCACAGAGCCUCCCAACGGCGCUGUAUCCGCGGCUAUCCAAAGUGGGCCCAAGCCUUUUGCAAACCCGCGCCCAUUUGCCGAUCCCGAGGACUACAAGAUCUUGCGCAAUGAUUGGCCUUACGGGCUGGACCCCGGCAUUCAUCAUCUGGUGGUCUGGCUGCGGACUCCGAUUCCUGUCAAGUCGGAGGAAGGUCAUUUGACAGAUGAGUCGCGGGCGCUGAUCGACCAGUUUGUGCAGGAGACGUUUGUACGGCGAUUGGCGGAGGAUGCGGCGAAGAGGUUCCCGGACCCCAAAGCUCAGGUGCUUUGGUUUAAGAAUUGGGUGGGUUUGCAGAGUGUGCAAGCUUUGGAGCAUGUCCACAUUCUCGUCAGAGAUGUCCCUGACGAGAUCCUGACCGAGUGGUCCGGGGAGACGAAGGCUGAGUCGUAG